AUGGCUAUGAAUUGGCAAAGUCUUCCUGGUGGUGUUACCCAAAUUUCCAUUGGUCGUGGAAAUAACGCUUGGGGUGUCGAUCUGCAAUACACUUCUGAAGGUUGGAAAGGUAUGGGCGCUGGGGAUGUAGCCAAUGUUGGAGUUGGUAUCGAUGGGACAGUUUGGUACGACGAAGUCUUUACUCGCGUUGAUGAUAAAUGUACUUUCAAUACUAAUUUUCUUCAAUUUAAAAGGAUGAAAGCCGAUGGUAAAUUAGUCCAAAUAUCAGGUAUUUAUAAUUAUUAUGCUAAAAUUCUCAUUUUUCUUAGUGUUAAUAUUUAUCUAUCUAUUUCUUUAGUUGGAGACAAGAAUCAUGUUUGGGGUGUCAAUCGUGAGAAUCAGAUUUUUUACCGUAAUGGUGGAAUUGAUGGCUCUUGGGUUAAUGCUGCUGAUGGAACAGCAUGGGGCGUUAAUAGUAAUGAUGAGAUUUUUAGAUGGAACGGAGCUGCUUGGGAACAAAUCCGUGAUGAUAAAGAUACUAAACUUAAACAGGUUGACACUAGUAACGCUUCAUAUAUUGUUGGCACAAACGCCUCUAACGAAAAUUUUCAAUAUACUCGAGGAAAAUGGUUCAAGUAUGAUGGCUCUCUUAAAUAUGUCUCAAUUAGUAUCGAUGGUAUUUUGUGGGGUGUCAGCAGUGAGAACCAGGUUUUUACCCGUCAAGAUGGUGGAUUUGAUGGUCCUGCUUUUAAAUGA
Molecule: messenger RNA, 735 nt
Organism: Racocetra fulgida
Lineage: Eukaryota; Fungi; Glomeromycota; Glomeromycetes; Diversisporales; Gigasporaceae
Source: the annotation of a GenBank genome assembly